Messenger RNA from Homalodisca vitripennis (glassy-winged sharpshooter), 379 nucleotides. RefSeq lists its product as uncharacterized. Lineage: Eukaryota; Metazoa; Arthropoda; Insecta; Hemiptera; Cicadellidae. The record is from RefSeq and is a predicted model, not a curated record. The coding region runs from base 62 to 379 and encodes 105 amino acids. The transcript has 2 exons.
CAGGGGUGUGCAGUAUUGCAGAAGUACGGCAGGGCAGGGCGGGCCGCUACUAUAGUACGAGAUGCAGCACACAGCCAGAGAUGCAGGGGUGUGCAGUAUUGCAGAAGUACGGCAGGGCAGGGCGGGCCGCUACUAUAGUACGAGAUGCAGCACACAGCCAGAGAUGCAGGAGUGUGCAGUAUUGCAGAAGUACGGCAGGGCAAGGCGGGCCGCUACUAUAGUACUAGAUGCAGCACACAGCCAGAGAUGUAGGAGUGUGCAGUAUUGCAGAAGUACGGCAGGGCAGGGCGGGGCACGUGGCGGGCACACGACGGCCGGCGGUCGCUGGGACUUUCACCUUCACCUGCUCCAGUCCGCAGUUGCUGCUGGCCACAGAUAA